GCUCUCGGCGCUCUGAGGCGCGGGGCGCGGCGGGCGCAGGGCUCAUGUAAUCAAAGAAGUUUCUUUGUUGUGUGUAUCUUUUCAGAACACAACAGGAAUUGAAAAUGAAUCAGAUCACUGAGGCUGUUGCAGCUGCUGAGAGCCUGGCCGAGGUACCUGAACACGUGUUCCGAGGACUUCCGGAGGAAGUGAGGCUUUUCCCGUCUGCUGUGGACAGGACUCGGAUUGGUGUCUGGGCCACUAAGCCAAUUUUAAAAGGCAAAAAGUUUGGGCCAUUUGUUGGUGAUAAGAAAAAAAGAUCUCAGGUUAAGAAUAAUGUGUACAUGUGGGAGGUAUAUUAUCCAAAUCUGGGAUGGAUGUGCAUUGACGCCACGGACCCAGAGAAGGGGAACUGGCUGCGGUAUGUGAAUUGGGCUUGCUCCGGAGAAGAGCAGAAUUUAUUUCCGCUGGAAAUCAACAGGGCCAUUUAUUACAAAACUUUAAAGCCAAUCGCGCCGGGCGAGGAGCUCCUGGUCUGGUACAAUGGGGAAGACAACCCCGAGAUAGCAGCUGCGAUUGAGGAAGAGCGAGCCAGCGCCCGGAGCAAGCGGAGCUCCCCGAAAAGCAGGAAAGGGAAGAAAAAAUCCCAGGAAAGUAAAAACAAAGCAAACAAAACUGAAGACCUACAGCUGAAGACAAGUGAGCCAGAUUCUGCUUCUGCAAAUAUGAGAGAUUCUGCAGAAGGUCCCAGAGAAGAGGACGAGAAGCCGUCCGUCUCCGCUGCGGAGCAGACCGCCGUUCUGCAGGAGGCGGUCAGUCAGGAUGUGCUUCCAGAGCCGGUAGCUCCCCCCGCCGCCUGUGAGCCCCACACAGAACCGGACGAGAAGCCAGAAGCCACGAACUGUGAGGGGAAUGAUUUGGAGGAAGAGGAGGAAGAGGAAGAAGACGAGGAGGACGAGCUGGAGGAAGAGGGGGAGGAGGAAGCGGACAUGCCAAAUGAAAGCUCUGCGAAAGAGCCGGAGAUACGAUGUGAUGAGAAGCCAGAAGAUUUACUAGAAGAACCAAAAAAUGUUUCAGAAGAAGCGCUUGCGGGCUCUCUGGAGGUUCCACCUGUUCCCAGAACUCCCAGAACUAAAGAAGAGGCCAACGGCGACCUGUUCGAGACGUUUCUGUUUCCGUGUCAGCAUUGUGAGAGGAAGUUCACGACCAAACAGGGGCUCGAACGGCACAUGCACAUUCACAUAUCCACGGUCAAUCAUGCUUUCAAGUGCAAGUACUGCGGGAAGGCGUUCGGCACGCAGAUCAACCGGAGGCGGCACGAGCGGCGCCACGAGGCAGGGCUGAAGCGGAAGCCCAGCGUCCCGCUGCAGCCGCCCGGAGAGCCGGCCGACGGCAGGGCGCCUGGGGACGGGGCUGCCGCGAAGGAUGACUCGCCGCCGUCCGGGCUCGGGCAGGACUCGCUGCUGGCGCAUCCAGAGAAGGCCCCCCAAGAGGCCAUCCAGCCUUCUGUUGGGGAAGAAAAUGGGGAAGUCAGAGAGCUUCAUCCGUGCAAAUACUGUAAGAAGGUUUUCGGGACGCACACCAAUAUGAGACGGCAUCAGCGCAGGGUGCACGAGCGUCACCUGAUUCCCAAGGGCGUGCGGCGGAAAGGGGGCCUCCUGGAGGAGCCGCGCCCUCCCGCGGAGCCCGCCCCACCCGCCCCGAGUGUCUACGUGCCCAGCACAGAGCCCGAGGAGGACGGGGAGGCAGACGACGUGUACAUCAUGGAUAUCUCCAGCAAUAUCUCGGAAAACCUGAAGUUCUAUAUUGAUGGCAAAAUUCAGACCAGCAGCAGCACGAGUAACUGUGACGUCAUCGAGAUGGAGUCAGGCUCGGCGGACUUGUACGGGAUAAAUUGUCUGCUUACUCCGGUCACGGUGGAGAUCACCCAAAACGUCAAGACCGCACAGGCCUCCCUAGCAGAUGAUCUUCCUAAAGAGCCCUCCGGUAGCACAAACAGUGAGUCCAAGAAACGGAGAACCGCGAGUCCUCCCACACUACCUAAAAUCAAAGCCGAGACGGAGCCUGACCCCUCGGUGCCCUCGUGUUCCUUAUUGCCUCUCACCAUAGCCACGUCAGAGGCCGUGUCUUUCCACAAAGAGAAAAGCGUGUACUUGUCAUCAAAGCUCAAACAACUUCUUCAGACCCAGGACAAGCUAACUCCUCCUGCAGGCAUUUCCACGACCGAAAUCCCGAAGUUAGGGCCUGUCUGUGUGUCUGCUCCUGCAUCGAUGCUCCCCGUGACCUCGAGCAGGUUUAAGCGGCGGACCAGUUCUCCUCCCAGUUCCCCGCAGCACAGUCCCGCCCUUCGAGACUUUGCAAAGCAGAGCGACGGCAAAGCAGCGUGGACCGAUGGAGUUCUAGGUUCCAAAAAGCCCAAAUUAGAAAGCCACAGCAACUCACCGGCGUGGAGUUCAUCUGGGAGAGAGGAGAGAGAAGCCGUGAGCCCGCCGUGCUUUGACGAAUAUCCAGUAUCCAAGGAGUGGGUAGCCAGUUCUACUUUCAGCAAUGUGUGCAACCAGCAGCCGCUGGAUUUAUCCAGCGGUGUCAAACAGAAGGCUGAGGGCACAGGCAAGACUCCCGUCCAGUGGGAAUCCGUAUUGGAUCUCAGCGUGCAUAAGAAGCCGUGUGGCGACUCGGAAGGCAAGGAGUUCAAAGAAAACCAUCUGGUGCAGCAAGCCUGCAAUGCUGUAAAGAAAAAGAAACCAACCACGUGCAUGCUGCAGAAGGUUCUUCUCAAUGAGUACAAUGGCCUCGAUUUACCGGUAGAGAGCGCUGCAGAUGUGACGCGGAGCCCGAGUCCUUGUCAGUCCCUGGAUCCCCAGCCAGACACUGGCCUUGGCCCGGAUUCCAGUUUACCGGCCCCUGUGGCUGAGUCCCCACCCGAUGUCUCUCCUUCCUCACCUGCCCUGCAGACCUCUUCCCUUUCUUCUGGGCAGCUGCCUCCUCUCUUGAUCCCAACACACCCCUCUUCCCCCCCAGCCUGUCCUCCGGUGUUGACUGUUGCCACGCCACCGCCUCCACUCCUUCCUACUGUCCCUCUUCCGGUCCCCUCUUCCGGGGCUUCUCCCCGUCCGUGUCCCUCUCCUCUCUCGAAUGCCACCGUGCAGUCCCCGCUUCCCAUUCUCUCCCCUACAGUGUCUCCGUCACCAUCUCCCAUCCCUUCUGUGGAGCCGCUCACGUCUGCUGCCUCGCCCGGACCCCCCACCCUUUCCUCGUCGUCUUCCUCGUCGUCUUCCUCUUCUUCCUUCUCCUCUUCAUCUUCCUCCUCUUCCCCCUCGCCGCCACCACUCUCAGCAGUAUCCUCUGUUGUUUCCUCUGGGGAUAAUCUGGAAGCUUCUCUCCCCAUGAUAACCUUCAAGCAGGAGGAACUAGAGAAUGACGAUCCGAAACCCAGGGAAGAAGCCCAGUCUGCAGUUGAACAGGAGAUUGUUCAGGAAACAUUCAACAAAAACUUCGUCUGUAAUGUCUGUGAAUCACCUUUUCUUUCCAUUAAAGAUCUAACCAAACAUUUAUCUGUCCAUGCUGAAGAAUGGCCCUUCAAAUGUGAAUUUUGUGUGCAGCUCUUUAAGGCUAAAACUGAUCUGUCAGAACAUCGCUUUUUGCUUCAUGGCGUUGGGAAUAUCUUUGUGUGUUCCGUUUGUAAAAAAGAAUUUGCUUUUCUGUGCAAUUUGCAGCAGCACCAGCGAGAUCUCCACCCAGACAAGGUGUGCACCCACCAUGAGUUUGAAAGCGGCACCCUGAGGCCCCAGAAUUUCACCGAUCCCAGCAAGGCCCAUCGAGAGCACAUGCAGAGUUUGCCAGAAGAUCCUUUAGAGGCGUCAAAAGAAGAAGAAGAGCUGAAUGAUUCCUCCGAAGAGCUUUACACAACCAUAAAAAUAAUGGCUUCCGGCAUAAAGACGAAAGACCCGGAUGUCCGACUGGGGCUCAAUCAGCAUUACCCGAGCUUUAAACCACCCCCAUUUCAGUACCAUCACCGGAACCCCAUGGGCAUCGGUGUGACGGCCACAAAUUUCACUACACACAAUAUUCCACAGACGUUCACCACUGCCAUCCGCUGCACAAAGUGCGGGAAGGGUGUUGACAACAUGCCGGAGUUGCAUAGACACAUCCUGGCGUGUGCUUCGGCCAGUGACAAGAAGAGGUAUACCCCUAAGAAAAACCCAGUGCCCUUGAAGCAGACUGUCCAGCCCAAAAAUGGUGUGGUGGUUCUCGAUAACUCCGGGAAGAACGCCUUCAGACGAAUGGGACAGCCCAAAAGACUGAACUUUAGCGUCGAACUCAGCAAAAUGUCCUCAAACAAGCUCAAACUAAACGCAUUGAAGAAAAAAAACCAGCUGGUCCAGAAAGCAAUCCUUCAGAAAAACAAAUCUGCGAAGCAGAAGGCCGACUUCAAAACCGCCUGUGAGUCGUCCUCGCACAUCUGCCCAUACUGUAACAGGGAGUUCACGUACAUCGGGAGCCUGAACAAACACGCUGCCUUCAGCUGUCCCAAAAAACCGCUCUCUCCUUCCAAAAAAAAAGUUUCCCACUCAUCCAAGAAAGGCGGACACUCCUCACCUGCAGGUAGCGACAAAAACAGCAGCAGCCACCGGCGACGGACGGCGGACGCGGAGAUUAAGAUGCAGAGCACGCAGGCUCCUCUGGGCAAGACCAGAGCACGCAGCUCGGGCCCUGCACCGGUCCCGCUGCCCUCCUCGUCCUUCAGGUCCAAGCAGAAUGUCAAAUUCGCGGCUUCGGUCAAGUCCAAAAAGCCAAGCUCCUCCUUAAGGAACUCGAGCCCGAUCAGAAUGGCCAAAAUAACUCACGUUGAGGGGAAGAAGCCCAAAGCUGUGGCCAAGAAUCAUUCUGCUCCGCUCGCGAGCAAGACGGCCCGCGGCCUGCACGUGCGGGUGCAGAAGAGCAAAGCUGUCCUGCAGAGCAAAUCCUCUUUGGCCAGUAAGAAAAGAACAGACCGGUUCAAUGUAAAAUCUAGAGAACGGAGUGGGGGGCCGGUCACCCGAAGCCUCCAGCUGGCAGCCGCUGCUGACCCGGGGGACAGCAGGAGGGAGGACAGCGGUGGCAAGCAGGAGCUGAAGGACUUCAGCUACAGUCUCCGCCUGGCAUCCCGGUGCCCUCCGCCAGCUGCCCCGUACAUCACCAGGCAGUGUAGGAAUGUCAAGGCCACAGCGGCAGCCCAGUUCCAGGGAACCCUCUUCAAAGAGUAGACACUUCGCCUGCUCCCUGACAGCACCUGAAGUGACCUGGAAUCAGUGAAGCCAAAGGGACCGGCCUUCUGCCCUGCAGGGAGUACCGACCUAUUCCACUUUCAUGAGCCUGCGAGAGAGAGGAAGAGUGCGUGUGCGUGUGCGUGUGCGUGUGCGUGUGUGUGGUCUUCAGACGGGGGUCCCAAACCCCAGGGAGGCAGGAAGGCAGCUGAUUCCACACAAUGGAUGACACUUGGGUGCAGCCGCUGGGACCGUGUUCUGCAGCUCAGCCUUCCUGCUGGGGGCGGGGGGCCUCUCCUACUAUGCAAUUUUUCAAGAGCUCCUUGAUCCUGC
Lontra canadensis (Northern American river otter) is the source of this 5558-nucleotide messenger RNA. It is a transcript of the gene PRDM2, whose product is annotated as PR/SET domain 2. The record is from RefSeq and is a predicted model, not a curated record. The coding region runs from base 105 to 5225 and encodes 1706 amino acids. Gene Ontology annotation, cellular component: nucleus. Gene Ontology annotation, molecular function: DNA-binding transcription factor activity, RNA polymerase II-specific; histone methyltransferase activity; RNA polymerase II transcription regulatory region sequence-specific DNA binding. Gene Ontology annotation, biological process: regulation of transcription by RNA polymerase II. Lineage: Eukaryota; Metazoa; Chordata; Mammalia; Carnivora; Mustelidae. The transcript is spliced from 10 exons.